Messenger RNA from Carya illinoinensis, 1677 nucleotides. Its product is annotated as pectate lyase-like. Lineage: Eukaryota; Viridiplantae; Streptophyta; Magnoliopsida; Fagales; Juglandaceae. The coding region runs from base 167 to 1492 and encodes 441 amino acids. Gene Ontology annotation, molecular function: pectate lyase activity. The record is from RefSeq and is a predicted model, not a curated record. The transcript has 4 exons.
UAACAUCGGUUUCUUGCAAAACGCGUGGGUUCGUUAGUCCUUUGGCUGGCGUCAGACCUUGUCCACCACCAGCAAGAUCAUUGCCGGUGAUUGAUUGAAGAAAGGGAAAAAAAAAAUCAAAGAAAAAUACAUGAUAUUUUAGGUUUUACAUGCAGAAGCAUUAUUAAUGGAAAGAGUUAACAAAAAUGUCUUGCUCCUAGUGUUUUUGGUGUCAUUUGUUGUGAUUAUCCCGACCCUUCAUGCUGAUGACAAUUUCGUUCCAUUGGAUGGUUACUGGCAGCAAAGAGCUGCGGAGGCCCAAAAGGCUUCCCUUGCGGCCUAUGAUCCUCAUCCUGAGGAAAUCACUAGGGACUUGAACUUUCAUGUCAACAAGGUUCUGUCUGGGAGCAACAACACGAGAAGAAACCUAAAGAAGAACACGGGUCCAUGCACGGCCACCAACCCCAUUGAUAGAUGCUGGAGGUGUGACCCAAACUGGGCCCAAAAUCGCAAGAAGCUAACUGACUGCGUGCUCGGCUUUGGCCGCAACACUGUUGGUGGAAAAUAUGGUCCUUACUAUGUUGUGACUGAUUCCUCGGACGACGACCUAGUGGAUCCCAAGCCCGGAACCCUCCGCCAUGCUGUUACCCAGGAUGGGCCCCUCUGGAUUAUCUUUGCACGCAGCAUGAUCAUUAGGCUCCAUGAGGAGUUGAUCAUGACCAGCAACAAAACCAUUGAUGCUAGGGGAGCCAAUGUUCGCAUCGCUUAUGGUGCCGGCAUCACCAUCCAGUUCGUGCAAAACGUGAUCAUCCAUAACAUCCAUAUCCAUAACAUUUACGCCGGUAGUGGUGGACUCAUCAUAGAUUCUAUGAACCAUGUCGGUAUCAGGACUCCUAGUGAUGGCGAUGGUAUCUCCAUCUUUGGCUCAUCCAACGUCUGGGUUGACCAUGUUUCCAUGUCCCAAUGCAAAGAUGGUCUCAUUGAUGCUAUUAUGGGAUCAACUGCUAUAACCAUCUCCAACUGCCAUUUUACCAACCACAAUGAGGUGAUGUUAUUUGGUGCAAGCGAUAGCUUUUCUGGUGACGAGAUAAUGCAAAUCACAGUUGCCUUUAAUCACUUUGGAAGGGGAUUGGUGCAGCGAAUGCCAAGGUGCCGAUGGGGGUUUGUCCAUGUUGUUAACAAUGAUUAUACUCAUUGGCUUAUGUAUGCCAUUGGUGGUAGUAGCCAUCCUACCAUUAUCAGUCAGGGUAACAGAUUCAUUGCUCCUCCAAACCUGUUUUCUAAAGAGGUGACCAAGCGAGACUAUGCAAGUGAGAGUGAGUGGAGCAGCUGGGUAUGGAGGUCCGAGGGAGAUUUGAUGAUGAAUGGUGCGUUCUUUGUUCAAUCAGGGCCUGAGUUCGACAAAAAACCAUUCUCAAGGUUUGAUGUGAUCAAAUCGAGACCUGGAACCUAUGUGAAAAGACUCACACGCUUCUCGGGCACACUUCGCUGCAAACCAGGGGUACCCUGUUAACCUUGGUUAGGCCUUUACCCAAUUGCUUUCAAUGAUAUGUACGUUAAAGUUUCCAUCCUCAUAGUUUGAGGGGAGAUUAUAUAAAAAGAGGAUGAAAGAAACAAAAGAUUGAUCAAGGACAAAUAUUGCCAGCAGCUAGCCGUUGUAACCGUAACAAGUCUAAAAUAUAAAUUUAUAUAUUUUUA